GGAGAAAGGAACUCCCGCGCCAGCGCUGCUUGAAAGAGACUGAUGCGAUGCGCUCCCUCCCUCUCUAACGCAGCUGUCUACAUGUGACGCCCACUUUCGGGGUAAGAAGCGGCAGGAGGCAAGGUUUAUUCGGAAAUACAGGAGCAUGGUAGUGACCAAGGCCACCUUCCUCGGAUCGACGCUGUGCUACCUGUGUCUUGCGGUACGUGUGGAUGCUGGGUUCAUGGUGGGGUGAUGGGAUGGGUGAGCAUAUAAUAAUAAUAAGUAGCCGCCGCUGCUGCUGCUGCUGCUGCUGCUGGUCGCUGGUAAACACCAGCAAAACAGCUUCCAUUACUUUUAUUGAGCACCAACGUCUCUGGUUGGGCGGUUGAUUUUGCUCCCAUGUGUGUGUUUAUCUAGUGUUCCGAAGCUUCAGAUUUCUCAACGGGGAGCAGGGUGGUGUGGGUUGGGAGGCUGACUCAUGACAUGACCCCCGCCCCCCCGGCUUCUUGCUGCUCCGCAUACAGAGUGAGGUGAGGGGAGGAGACGAUGCUCUGGAGUUGAAUUUGGACUUCCUUUGCUCCGCGGUUGCAUCUGUGGCUAAAGAUCGAGGAGGAUCUGCUUGCUCGCGUCUGCUUUUGAUUGGUCACAUCUUGCUGCGGUCUUCGUGCUUGGUGGGGCCAGCGCUGGACGCCAGUCCUUCCAUCUUCUUGCUCUUGUGUCACGGUCUCGUACUAGGGUGCCCAAGGUGGAGGAGAGCUGUUGCCUGCUUCUCGAUCGUUGUUCUGGAGGGGAAUCUGGAAGAUCGAUUUCGGGUUGUUGAAAGAUCUAGAGCAGUUUGUUGCCGUGUCCAUCCACAUCUCGCUGCAACCAUGGGCAUCUUCCCCUGUUCCUCAAACGAUAUUUUUGUUUUGGGUUUUCUGGUUGUCUUCUUUGCGGUGGAGUUCUUGCCGCCUGAUCAUGCGAGCCUGAGAUUCUUGUCAUCAUGGGAAGCCAAGCCAAGACUGUUGUUUGGUUUAGGAGGGACUUGAGGAUUGAGGACAAUCCGGCGUUGUCUGCCGCUGCCAAGGACGGCUGCGUCCUACCGGUUUUCAUAUGGUGUCCAAGUGAAGAGGGCCAGUUUUACCCGGGUCGAGUCUCCCGGUGGUGGCUGAAGCACUCCCUCGCCCACCUCGAUCGGUCGUUGAGGUCCCUCGGCGCUCCUCUCACGUUCAUCAGAUCUGAAAGCACUCUAGCAGCCCUUUUGCAGUGCAUUGGUGCAAUUAGGGCUACUAGGUUGGUCUAUAAUCAUCUUUACGAUCCUGUUUCACUUGUCCGUGAUCAUAAAAUAAAAAGUCAGCUAGUGAGCCUUGGAAUCAGUGUGCAAAGUUUUAAUGGUGAUCUCUUAUAUGAACCGUGGGGAGUUUAUGAUGAAAGUGGACUUGCUUUUACAACCUUUGAUGCAUACUGGGGCAAAUGCAGGAGCAUGCCAAAUGAGCUGACAAUGCUUCUUCCUCCCUGGAAGUUGGUUCCUCCUACAGGUACAGAAAGUGUCGAAAGUUGUUCGAUUGAAGAGUUUGGGCUUGAAAAUGAAAUAGAAAAAUCGAGUAAUGCAUUAUUAAGCAGGGCCUGGUCCCCAGGUUGGAGCAAUGCAGACAAGGUGUUGAGUGAAUUUAUUGAUGAGCAUCUUCUAGAAUAUUCCAAUAAUAGAAUGAAGGUAGAAGGCACUACUACCUCAUUGCUGUCACCCUAUCUACAUUUUGGUGAACUCAGUGUUAGAAAAAUAUAUCAAAAUGUCAGAAUGAAGCAAAUACAGUGGGCAAAGGAUGGCAACUGUAAAGCAGAAGAAAGUGUGAACUUUUUCCUGCAAUCAAUUGGUCUCAGAGAAUACUCGCGUUAUCUUUGUUUUAACUUCCCAUUCACAUAUGAGCGAUCACUACUGGGUAAUCUAAAACACUGCCCUUGGCGUGCUGAUGAAGGCCAGUUCAAGUCUUGGAGGCAGGGGAAGACUGGGUAUCCUUUGGUGGAUGCAGGAAUGAGAGAACUUUGGGCAACUGGCUGGAUACACAAUAGAACUAGAGUGAUUGUAGCAAGUUUUUUUGUGAAGAUUUUGCUACUUCCGUGGACCUGGGGAAUGAAAUACUUCUGGGACACAUUGCUGGAUGCUGAUCUCGAAAGUGACAUCCUUGGUUGGCAGUAUGUAUCAGGAAGCUUACCCGAUGGUCAUGAGCUCAAACGUCUUGACAAUCCUGAGGUACUUGGUCAGAAGUAUGAUCCAGAUGGUGAAUAUAUAAGAAAUUGGAUUCCAGAGCUUGCGAGACUGCCAACCGAAUGGAUUCACCAUCCGUGGGAUGCUCCGAGUACAGUGCUAAAAGCAGCUGGUGUUGAGCUAGGAUUGAACUACCCAAGGCCAAUCGUAGAAAUUCUUACAGCUAGGGAGCGACUUGAUGAUGCUGUGGACAUGAUGUGGGAACUUGAUAGGGCUGCAAAAGUUGCAAAAUUAAGCAGUUCAGAUGAAGUUGUAGCUGAUAAUUUGAUUAGUUUGAAUAGUUUGGACAUCCCAAAAGUCGUUGUGAAGAAAGAGGUAUAUUGCACUAGUUCAUCUCUUGAUCAAAGAGUGCCCUCUAUUCACAAUAUGAAGGAUAUCUCAGUAAACAAGAAACCAAGGGAUCCAAGUGGAGAAAAACCCUGUGCAGUUAUCUUAAGUUCACACUCUAAUACUGUGGAGAAGUCAAAGAUGGAUGUCGAUUUACUUUCAACAGCCGAAUCAUCAUCUGCCAGGAAAAGAAGCAUCAGUGAAAGUCAUUGUGCUGUUCCAACUCAUUUUUCUUCUUCGCCAGACAUAAAUCCUGUGCAAGAGGAUGGUUCAAUGGGCCAAUGUCAUCUAAACAGGUCUAGUUCUGACUAUCCGUGGCAAGGAGCAGAUGGAAUUGGAGAAGGAAAGGAGGAAGAGGAUUUUGAUGCUCAAAGCAGCUUCAAGGGCUUCAGACCAUGCAAGAAACCUGCUUGUCUCUAACAGAUAAUACUGAGGUCGGCGAUCUGGUGUACGCUAAAAUCUUGUCCCCUUUGUCUUCUACUUGUAUUAUGUUAAUGCAGAAACGAAUAGCUUUAUUAUACACUCAUCGAAACAAUUUUGUAUGUAUCACUUCUCCUUUGGUUGAAAUAAAUGUUCAACUUUGUCAAA
Messenger RNA from Musa acuminata AAA Group (dessert banana), 3142 nucleotides. Its product is annotated as cryptochrome-1-like. Gene Ontology annotation, molecular function: deoxyribodipyrimidine photo-lyase activity; FAD binding; DNA binding. The record is from RefSeq and is a predicted model, not a curated record. Lineage: Eukaryota; Viridiplantae; Streptophyta; Magnoliopsida; Zingiberales; Musaceae. Gene Ontology annotation, cellular component: nucleus; cytoplasm. The transcript has 6 exons. Gene Ontology annotation, biological process: circadian regulation of gene expression; entrainment of circadian clock by photoperiod; blue light signaling pathway. The coding region runs from base 965 to 2974 and encodes 669 amino acids.